GUGUGUUCGAGUCGUAGCCCGCCGUAGCACCCUACUCCGCGCGCCUCGCGUCUCGCGUCUCGCGCCAUCGCGCCGCCUGCCAUGCGCGCCUCGCACCCCCUCACCUACUGACACAGCAUACCACACUGUUGCGCGGGCUCACCGCCACAUCGAUUCCACCACAUGACUCUAGUGCCGAACCCCGUGAAGUGAUAAUGAGCGUGCGAAAUGAGGACCCCAGUGCCUGUCCUGACCUACUUCAAUAUUACAGAUCGAUCUCACCAUUUGACGUAAUGCCGAUACAUUAAACCGGUGUUUUUAAUGACCGAGCGCAACUAAGGUGGCAGUAUUAAACGAAAAUGGCGUCAUCGGUCCGCAAAUAGUGCGCACGGCCGGGGCGAUGGGGCUCACGUAGCGGUAUGGAGGAUGACGAGAGGCGGCUGUCGUUCCCGCCGCCGGCGCCGCUGCACUCGCCCGGAGAAGAGAUAGACGGUUCACGGUUGCUGGGGGAGAUCGUUCGUACACUCGAAGCUACCAAUCCUGAGGCAGUGGCGCCACUCGUCGCGUCACAGUCCCGUGAUGCGCUCGACGCGGAGGAGGAGAAACCGCGGCGGGAAGAGUUGCGAAUUCCUCUCGAUGUCACGUUUUCGGAGUCGGUGGGACGGAGUGAUGAACCGCGGGCGGUGGUCACUCCGUUCACGCGGGAGUCCGCGAAGCGCGCUGGAUCGCGGGGCGCACAGUUGGUCCGCGAGUUUGGUUUUAUGCCCCGGCGAAGGCUCAGCGUGGAGGACGGGGCCCGCUUGCCGAGGAAGUACGAACCGUUCCCACCGAAGCUGUACGGGCGACCUCUCGAGGAGAUCGACAAUUUUAUUUACGAUGAGACUUUCUGUGUUGUGUCAAAACGUUUUCGUAAGAACUAUAUUCACCGGUUCACGGCUACUCGGUCGCUGUUCUGGUGGUCACCCUGGUCGUCAGUGCGGCGCGCGUGCGUCUACCUCUCCACCAAUCAGUACUUCGACUACUUCGUCAUGGCCACCAUUCUGCUUAACUGUGUCUUCCUCGCCAUGUCGGAGACGAUCGAAGAAGCUGAAUAUAUAUUCCUGGCGAUCUACACAGCGGAGAUGAUAAUCAAGUGUAUCGCGAAAGGCUUCAUUCUAAACAAGUACACGUAUCUUCGGAACCCUUGGAACUGGUUGGAUUUUGUUGUGAUAACGUCUGGAUACGCGACGAUUGGUAUGGAGGUCGGUAACCUCGCUGGUCUGAGAACAUUUCGGGUACUACGAGCGUUGAAGACCGUUUCUAUUAUGCCAGGUCUGAAGACUAUCAUCAACGCACUACUCCACUCGUUCAAGCAACUUGCGGAAGUAAUGACGCUAACGAUCUUCUGUCUUAUGGUGUUUGCGUUAUUCGCAUUGCAAGUGUACAUGGGAGAAUUGCGAAACAAGUGCGUUCAGAACUUGGUCGUACCGUCUGGGGACAAUUUCACCGAUGAACUUUGGUCGGAAUGGAUCAGCGACUCAUCUCACUGGAUGGUGGACGAUGAAGAAAUCCCUAUUAUCUGCGGGAACUUGACCGGCGCCAGACACUGCCCUUCACAAUACACUUGUUUGUGCGUCGGACCAAACCCUAAUCAUGGUUACACAAACUUCGACAACUUCCUCUGGUCUAUGCUAACCACUUUUCAACUCAUCACGCUGGAUUAUUGGGAGAAUGUUUACAAUAUGGUGUUGUCAUCUUGCGGGCCGAUGUCUGUAUCGUUUUUCACGGUUGUGGUAUUUUUCGGAUCCUUCUACCUAAUUAACCUGAUGUUGGCCGUCGUUGCGCUUAGCUAUGAAGAGGAAUCGCAAAUCACUCAAGAGGAAAGAAAGAAAGACCUGAAUGAGCAUCGAGACGAUUCAACAUUCAGCUUCGAUCCGACGUCCUUAGCCGUGCGUACUCUUGCCAGGGACUCGAAGAAACGCAUCGACGCCAGGAAAGGCCUCCUAUUGGCGUCAUAUUCCAGAAAGCGUACCAGAAGACGCAAGAGAGGCAAAAGUACCAUACAUCAUACGAACACAGUUGCUAUUACAGAGAGAUCACGAUCGCGGUCGAGGUCACGGUCAGUGACACCGAGUGGAUCGCCACCCCCUCUACCUGCGCCUGCGCCCGCUCCCCCGCCUUCACAUACGCUACACCCCGAUAAUGCUUUGGGUCGAGGCGCUCUCAGUGUCGCCGGUCGACAGCUUAGUGAUCACAGCAACAACCGAGAAUCUUCCUUAGAUGACUCCGGUGUUGUUGACGACCACGAUGAUGGUGAACACACGUCAGACGACCAGGCACCACACCCGCAUCGAAGGCACCUCUUGCCACCACCGCAUCCGCCUACUACCUUAACACUUAAACAAGAGAAUAAAAAACAGGAGAAUGGUUCGAAACCGAAGAAUGGUUCUAAGACGGAAAUACAAGUGGAACAAACGAAAAAGUGCGAAAAGGGAAGCAUUCAAGAAAGAUAUCCAUUAAAUCCAGAUUACCUAAAUCAAAUUGUAGUUCUAGGGGCGGACUGGCCAUACAAGCGCGCGCCCGACCUCCCCCAAGCGGAGACGACGAAAAUUAAUGAGCUCAGUUUAUUGGCAGCCACGCACAAAUCUCAUAUGGGCAAUUACGAGCAAAAUUGCACUUACUUCACAGAUGAACUUGUGGACAGAAAUUGCGAAUGCUGCGUUACUUGUUGUAUAGACUACGAAGGUUGGCUACAAUUUCAGAAUUGUCUAUAUGGUAUCGUGAAAGAUCCCUUGUUUGAACUGUUCAUAACGACUUGUAUAGUUCUAAAUACGCUUUUUCUGGCUUUGGAACAUCAUGGUAUGAGUGAAAAUGUCCGGCAGGCUUUAGAUAUAGGAAACAAGGUUUUCACGUCUAUUUUCACGUUAGAAUGUAUCAUGAAAGUGAUGGCGAUGAGCAAAGACUACUUCGCUUGCGGAUGGAAUAUAUUUGACUUAAUCAUCGUAUCCGCUAGCCUUUUGGACCUAAUAUUUGAGCUAGUAGAUGGCCUAUCUGUGUUAAGAGGUCUGCGAUUGUUGCGAGUGUUAAAGUUAGCUCAGUCAUGGACUACAAUGAAAGUUUUGUUGAGUAUUAUAAUAUCGACAAUAGGUGCUCUCGGUAACUUGACGUUCGUGUUAGUUAUAGUUAUUUACAUAUUUGCCGUUAUCGGAAUGCAAUUGUUCUCUAAAUCUUACACGCCAGAAAAGUUCGAUCCGGAUCCUGUACCCAGAUGGAACUUCAACGACUUCUUUCAUUCGUUCAUGAUGAUCUUUCGCAUAUUAUGCGGGGAGUGGAUCGAACCACUAUGGGAUUGCAUGCGCGCGGAACAGGCGAGUGGAGCGGAGAGUUGCUUCUUCAUAUUUCUACCUGCUCUCGUUAUGGGCAAUUUUAUGGUGCUCAAUCUCUUUCUUGCCUUGUUGCUUAAUAGCUUUAACAGUGAAGAACUUAAAAAUAAAAAAGAGGAAGUGGGAGAGGAUUCAAAAUUAGCUAAGAGUUUUGAUAGAAUACGUUCAAUAGUAAGAAAAAAGGGUUUCCUUAUAUCUAGAAGUAAAGAGACUGAAAAAAAAUCUAAAUUAGAAGAGCUAGUUAACGAAUUUAUGUUACAACAUCGUACGAUGAAAGAUAAAAAUACGUCAAUUCCUAGCGAACACAGGUUCUCAGCUUCUGUACAGGAAACUAUAUUAUUUCCCCAUGACAAUAUUUAUAGUCACAGUUAUCAAGAAGCUUUAAAUAGGCCCAUAUCUGUAGGUUCCGAUUUUGCAUAUCCACCAAUAUAUCAAGCAGGAAAUAAUUUCAACCACGGCAGUCAAGAAACUCUGAAAGACGUACGAGAUUUGGCAGCUGAACAUAAAAUAACUAGCAUAAGAGAAGAUUCGAAAGAAAAUCUUGAUGAAACUAUAAGUACAGAUCAGAUUGCUGCUCAGAAAUUACUUAAUCAGAUGUCUUCGGGAUACCACACACAACCAUCAGAUUCAAGAGACGAAAAUGAACAUUACGAAAUGGCUCAAAUCUCCAGUAAAACUACACCAGAAAAAUAUAGGCGACAGGAAAUAGACGAACUAAGACAUCUGAAAGAUUCAAUUACUAGACCUGGUGAAGAUGACAUGAAACAUCCUUGGCAAACAUUAGUUUCUUACGUGGAUGAAUUAACUGUUGGUGGCAGGAAAAAUUCUAAAGGACAAUAUAUGGAUCCUAUGGGAAAAUUUCCUGGAUUCGGUAAAAGAAAAGAGCCAAAAUUACCACAAGAUUGUUUUCCUCGACAAUGUUACAAACAAUGUUCUUGCUGGGAUGCGUGUAUUCGGACUAAGUUAGGUCAAAGAUGGAUGUUCAUACGCACUUAUGUUAUGCGCUAUGUUGACACCCCAGCUUUCGAGUGGUUCGUUUUAGUUCUCAUUUUUGCCUCUAGCAUCACUCUAUGCUUUGAGGACAUACACCUUGAAAAAAAUAAACCUCUCAAGAAAAUACUUUACUGGACCAAUCUCAGCUUCUGCAUGAUCUUUGUCAUAGAAAUGUUUUUUAAAUGGAUAGCAUUGGGAUUCUACAGAUACUUUACUAGUUUUUGGACGUUAUUGGAUUUUACAAUAGUUUUUGUGUCAGUGUUUAGUUUAUUAAUAGAAGAAAAUGAAAAUUUGAAGGUCUUGAGGUCUCUAAGGACGUUAAGGGCACUGAGACCCCUGAGAGCGAUAUCGCGAUGGCAAGGAAUGCGGAUUGUAGUGAACGCUCUCAUGUAUGCAAUACCUAGUAUAUUCAAUGUGUUACUUGUAUGUUUAGUGUUUUGGUUGAUAUUUUCUAUUAUGGGCGUACAAUUUUUCGGAGGAAAAUUUUUCAAGUGUGUGGAUGAUGAGGGUGAAUUAUUACCAUUAGAGAUAAUUAAUGAUAAAUGGGAGUGCUACUAUAAUAACUUUUCUUGGAUAAAUUCGAAAAUAUCUUUCGAUCAUGUUGGAAUAGCAUACUUAGCUUUAUUUCAAGUAGCGACAUUUGAAGGCUGGAUGGAAGUAAUGGCUGAUGCUGUAGAUGCGAGAGGAGUAGAUUUACAGCCGUCGAGAGAAGCUAAUCUUUACGCAUACAUAUACUUUGUUAUCUUUAUCGUAUGCGGAUCGUUCUUCACUUUAAAUCUAUUUAUAGGAGUUAUCAUAGAUAAUUUUAAUAUGCUCAAGAAAAAGUAUGAAGGUGGUGUAUUAGAAAUGUUUCUGACGGAAAGCCAAAAACAUUAUUAUACAGCAAUGAAAAAACUAGGUAGAAAAAAGCCCCAGAAAGUAAUUAAAAGGCCAAGAAAUCAAUUUCUAGCAAUGUUUUACGAUUUAUCUAAUUCAAGAAGAUUUGAAAUAGCGAUUUUCGUUCUUAUAUUCCUAAACAUGCUCACGAUGGGCAUAGAACAUUACGACCAACCACAUUCUGUUUUCUUUGUAUUAGAAGUCAGCAACGCGUUUUUUACAACAGUCUUUGGAUUGGAGGCAAUAGUAAAAAUUAUCGGUCUGCGUUACCAUUAUUUCACAGUACCAUGGAACGUAUUCGACUUCCUGCUUGUUUUAGCAUCAAUCUUAGGUAUUGUUAUGGAGGACAUAAUGAUAGAUUUACCAAUAUCCCCAACUCUACUUCGCGUAGUUCGAGUAUUUCGCAUAGGAAGAAUUUUAAGACUGAUUAAAGCCGCUAAAGGCAUAAGGAAGCUCUUGUUCGCGUUGGUGGUGUCUCUACCCGCAUUGUUCAACAUCGGUGCCUUGCUGGCGUUGAUCACUUUCAUCUAUGCCAUCAUCGGAAUGUCCGUGUUCGGACAUGUCAAAGAGCAGGGCGCCCUCGAUGAUAUUGUCAAUUUUCAAACAUUUGGUAGAAGUAUGCAAUUACUUUUUCGCCUUAUGACAUCAGCUGGCUGGAAUGAUGUUUUAGAAUCCCUAAUGAUUCAGCCUCCUGAUUGCGAGUUGGGUGACCACGGUCAUUCAAACGGAAACUGUGGCAGUCCUUUACUAGCCAUUACAUAUUUUACUUCUUUUAUCAUAAUCAGUUACAUGAUUGUCAUAAACAUGUACAUUGCUAUCAUUCUUGAGAAUUUCAACCAAGCCCAUCAAGAAGAGGAGAUUGGUAUCGUUGAAGAUGAUCUCGAAAUGUUCUACAUAAGAUGGUCUAAGUACGACCCUCAUGCUACUCAAUUUAUAAGUUUUGCUCAACUAUCUGAUUUCAUAGCUUCGUUAGAUCCUCCUCUAGGUAUAUCUAAGCCAAACACAGUGGCACUCGUCAGUUUCAACUUACCUAUAGCUAAAGGCAAUAAAAUUCACUGCCUAGAUAUACUUCAUGCACUAGUAAAGCAUGUAUUAGGUCAUGUGGAGGAAACGGAUACAUUUAGGCAAUUGCAAGAGCAAAUGGACAUUAAGUUUAAAAAACAAUUCCCAACAAGGAAAGAAUUAGAAAUAGUAUCUUCGACUAGAAUAUGGAAGAGGGAAGACAAAGCUGCUCGAACGAUACAAAGGCUAUGGAGAGAAUAUAUCAAGAGGAAAAAUCGUAGUCCAUCACAAGAAGAAGAGAGCACAAAAUGGUCACCGGGACAUGGUUGGGGUGGUCGUCUCAGUGCGUUAUUACAUGUACGGAGAGGAUCUCACGCUUCGAGCCGCAAAUCUUCGAGAGCUUCUGAUGCUUCUGACUUAAGCGACAUAGGAGGAGCUUGGUUGAACUUGCCGCUUCUGCUAUUACCGGGUGCACAACCAAAUGAACAGGCUGGUGGUUCAGAGUCAGCACCAGCUAGGCGUAGAUCAGCGUACGGGUUACCGCUGUUCCUUCGACAUCAGGACGCAGUCGACAUGGACACCGUCCCGAAACGAGCAGGUUCACUUCGUCUAACUUCCCGACGUAGCUCGGCGCGUCGGGUUGAGCCCCCUGCGCGACCGAGCACCCCCUCCCCUCACGCUAGUAGCGCGGUCAGCAUUCUCGUAACGGAAGCCUCACCGGAUGCAGCGCCACCCCCCUCCGCCCCGCCUACCGUUGUCCGAGUACUCGUGCACAGGGAGAGCGACGAACAACCCAGCUGAUCUACACCUGUAGAGCCGGAGGCUCCUCAAAUUUAGCCGGUGAUCGUCACUGACCGGCGAUAAACACCAAGUGAGUGUCGAACUAUCAAAAAUCGAAUAUUGUGUUCAGGCUCGGGAAAACGGUGAUAUUACAACUGUUAGAUUGUAUUGUGAUUUUAAAUCGUAGAUUAGUAGUAGGUAUUGUUAUUGAUAACGAAUCCCUCGAUCAUAACCGGAAACUUCCAAAUGCAAUAAUGUUCGAUAAUUUAAAUCGUAUUCAAUGAAAUUUUAAACAAAUUAAUAACAGAUUUUAGCUUUUGCGCUUGAAAUUUCGAUUCAUUAUUUAAUUAGCUAUUUUUUUUUAUUAUAGAAGUAACCUCAAGAGAAUAGCGUUGGACUUUUGUAUAUUACUUUGUUAUUGUAAAUAGCGUUAUAAUAUAUACCUAAGCCACCGACUGAAACGACGUCGAAGAAUGUUUAAAAAUAAGUAAGGCACAUUUUUACUUGCGAAAUAACAAAACGAGACUACGAGAGAAAUUAUUAAUCCGGUAAAUUUACGUUUUAGGUAAAAAUAAAAUGUUUUUUAA
Vanessa tameamea is the source of this 7579-nucleotide messenger RNA. RefSeq names its product Na channel protein 60E (gene SC1). Gene Ontology annotation, biological process: neuronal action potential; sodium ion transmembrane transport; membrane depolarization during action potential. Lineage: Eukaryota; Metazoa; Arthropoda; Insecta; Lepidoptera; Nymphalidae. The coding region runs from base 399 to 7013 and encodes 2204 amino acids. The transcript is spliced from 30 exons. Gene Ontology annotation, cellular component: voltage-gated sodium channel complex; plasma membrane. Gene Ontology annotation, molecular function: voltage-gated sodium channel activity; protein binding. The record is from RefSeq and is a predicted model, not a curated record.